Molecule: messenger RNA, 963 nt
Organism: Chrysochloris asiatica (Cape golden mole)
Lineage: Eukaryota; Metazoa; Chordata; Mammalia; Afrosoricida; Chrysochloridae
Gene: LGALS12
Product: lectin, galactoside-binding, soluble, 12
Exons: 9
Coding region: 16-963 (315 amino acids)
Biological process (GO): lymphatic endothelial cell migration; intrinsic apoptotic signaling pathway
Molecular function (GO): integrin binding; lactose binding
Source: RefSeq, a predicted model, not a curated record
AGUUCCCCGACCCCCAUGUCACCUGGUGGAGAAAAAUUGGACCCCAUCCCGGAUAGCUUCCUCCUGCAGCCGCCAGUCUUCCAUCCGGUGAUUCCUUAUGUCACCACAAUUUUUGGUGGUCUGCACACUGGCAAGAUGGUCAUGCUGCAGGGAGUAGUCCCCCAACAUGCACGCAGGUUCCAAGUGGACUUUCAGUGCGGCUGCAGCCUGCAGCCCCGGCCAGAUAUCGCCAUCCACUUCAAUCCUCGCUUCCAUACCACUAAGCCUCACGUCAUCUGCAACACACUACAUGGUGGACGCUGGCAAGCAGAGGCCCGCUGGCCUGGCCUGGCCCUCCAAAGAGAGGCCAGCUUCCUCAUCCUCUUUCUCUUUGGGAAUGAGGCUAUGAAGGUGAGCGUGAAUGGAAAACACUUUCUCCACUAUCCCUACCGGCUCCCACUGUCCCGGGUGGACACCUUGGGCAUAUUUGGUGACAUCUUGGUGAAGGCCGUUGGAUUCCUGAACAUCAACCCAUUUUUGGAGGGUGGAAGAGAGUAUCCGGCCGGACACCCUUUCCAGCUGAAAAGCCCCCGCCUGGAUGUACCGUGUUCGCGUGCUCUCUCCCGGGGUCUCUGGCCUGGACAAGUCAUCGUAGUGCGGGGACUGGUCUUGCAAGAGUCAAAGGAUUUCACACUGAGCCUGUGGGAUGAGUCUGCUCACGUUUCUGUGACGCUUCGGGCUUCCUUCACAGACAGGACACUCGCCUGGAUCUCCCCUUGGGGACGCAAGAGACUGGUUUUGGCUCCCUUCCUCUUUUACCCUCAACGAUUCUUUGAGGUGCUGCUCUUGUGCCAUGAGGGAGGGCUGAAACUCGCACUCAAUGGACAAGGGGUUGGGGCCACCAGCCUGAGCCAGCAUGCCCUGGAGCGGCUGGCGGAGCUUCGAAUCAGUGGCAGUAUCCAGCUCUACUGUGUCCACUGCUGA